UAAGCCGUCAAAGAUAAGGGCAAAACUAUCAAUAGAACAUAGCCAGUGUGAGUCAACAUGGAACUGCGGUUCCUUUUCCUGGGACUCUUGAUUUUAUCUGGAAUCGAAGGUUUUGUAUAUAAUGCAACAAAGAGGGCGAGUAACUGUAGAAGUGGAUGGACCACCUACAACGACUCCUGUUAUUUGUUUGUCAACAGCGAGAGCGAUGACUGGACUGAGGCACAUUACCAUUGUAAUAUACUCCAUGGGUACUUGGCGGACGUUUUAGAUGAGGAUGAAAAUAAAUUCUUAAAAACACAACUACUUACACGGCAUGAAUCAGGAUGUUUCUACAUUAGCGCUACUGAUGUAGAGCUGGAAGGACAUUGGGUGUGGCCGAACACUGACAGUCCAGUUGACUACACGGACUGGGCACCUACAGAACCACAGAAUUUUGGGACGGGGGAAAAUUGUGUGUGUCUCUACUCUAACGCAAAAUUCCAAUGGGCGGAUGUGUCGUGUGAUCGUGCGUUAAGCUUCAUUUGCAAAAUGAGGUUGACAGAAACUGGAUCUGAAGUAAUAGGGUGAAGAAUCUACACUAAAUUCCAUCGUUAUAGAAAUAUGAGAAUAAAUCGAGUAUGUCAGAAGACCCCGGUCAGUAGCAUA
Molecule: messenger RNA, 645 nt
Organism: Pecten maximus
Lineage: Eukaryota; Metazoa; Mollusca; Bivalvia; Pectinida; Pectinidae
Product: perlucin-like protein
Exons: 5
Coding region: 58-567 (169 amino acids)
Molecular function (GO): signaling receptor activity
Source: RefSeq, a predicted model, not a curated record